Marmota flaviventris (yellow-bellied marmot) is the source of this 1741-nucleotide messenger RNA. RefSeq names its product aralkylamine N-acetyltransferase (gene Aanat). The record is from RefSeq and is a predicted model, not a curated record. Gene Ontology annotation, molecular function: aralkylamine N-acetyltransferase activity. Gene Ontology annotation, biological process: melatonin biosynthetic process; circadian rhythm; response to light stimulus. Gene Ontology annotation, cellular component: cytoplasm. NCBI's taxonomy places the organism in Eukaryota, Metazoa, Chordata, Mammalia, Rodentia, Sciuridae.
GGAGUCCUGGAUUCUCCUGGUGCCUGUGCCUGUGGAUGGGCCCCAGGUGACCGGCUCUGUGGAGGGGAUGCUGGGGCCCCUGCCCAGUCUUGGACUGAAGGCUGAGGCCGCCUAAAACACUAGUAUCACGAUCUCACCCCCACGGACCAGCGAUCUCCAUCUGGGCAGGAGACCCUUCUCACCUGUGGUGGCCACUUCUGAAGCUGGGGCAAUCCAGGGACAUGCCAGCAGCCAGGAUGUCCAUGCAGCGCAUCUGCCACCUGAAACCUGAGGCCCUGAGCCUGCCACCUGGGGCCUCAGAGUCCCCAAGCUGCCAGCGGCGACACACACUCCCCGCGAGCGAGUUCCGCUGCCUCACGCUGGAGGACGCAGUCAGUGUGUUUGAGAUUGAGCGCGAAGCCUUUAUCUCUGUCUCGGGCAUCUGCCCCCUGUACCUGGAAGAGAUCCGGCACUUCCUGACCCUGUGUCCAGAGCUGUCCCUGGGCUGGUUUGAAGAGGGCCGCCUUGUGGCCUUCAUCAUUGGCUCACUUUGGGACGAGGAGAGACUCACUCAGGAGUCGCUGAGGCUGCACAGGCCUGGGGGGCAUGUAGCCCACCUGCACGUGCUGGCCGUGCACCACACCUUCCGGCAGCAGGGCAAGGGCUCCAUCCUGCUGUGGCGCUACCUGCACCACCUGGGCGGUCAACGGGCAGUGCGCAGGGCCGUGCUCAUGUGCGAGGAGGCCCUGGUGCCCUUCUACGAGAAGUUUGGCUUCCAGGCUGUAGGCCCGUGCGCCAUCACCGUGGGCUCCCUCACUUUCACGGAGCUGCAGUGCUCCCUGCGGGGCCAGGCCUUCCUGCGCAGGAACAGCGGCUGCUGAGUGGGCUGCCCCCUGGCUGCAGGAGAUGUGGGAGCAGGUUGGGGGGGCUCGCUCAGUCCCCGGGUCCCCUUCUCUGCCCGGGGCCCACCCCAGGCUGACCGAGUAUAAAGGGAGACUGUGAUUCCCAAACUCAGCGUGCAGGGGAGAGGCCAGAGGAGCAGAGAUGGAUUCACCCAGGUCCCAGCUGCUCAGAGCAGGGAAUGCUGUGUCCUCAUGAGACCCUCCAGAACUUUUGCAUUCCAAACCUGUGCCCAAGGCUCAAGAUGAGAGUGGGCUGGUAAAUGAGAAUGCUGGGAGGUGUUCUCGGGUCCCAGCCACGUUUCCUGUCUCGGUGAGGCACCCUGAUGCUUGGGGUCCUUAUUCUCCCCAGCCUCGUAGAUACCCCUUCUUGCCCUCCACCCCUGGAGUGGGGGUAGCUAGAAGUAAAGCCCACAGGGGCCACUGCCCACCCAGUCCUUGGGCAUCCUGUGCCCCAACUUCUUUCCCAGGCUUCUCUCCUCUCCUUAGCCACCCACCAGCCCCUGCACUGGCUCCUCUGCUCCAAGUAAUAAAGCAGUUAUGUCCCCUGCCUCCCUGGUGGCUUUUUGGUGUGGUGUGCAGGCUGUGGCUGUGGAAUAGGCACAGUGAAUGGACCUGUCUCCUGCUUGGAGUGAUGAACAAGUGUCUGGCCAUCUCCCAGGGCUGCUUCUGCCGGAGCAAGCCACCCUCAGCACAGAAAGUCCCUCACGACCCUGGAUCAGAGGCAGAGCAGGCUGGUGUGGGGACCCCUGGGGUCUAAGGAUGCAAUCCAGUCCUCACGGGGGCCCCACUAAGGCCUUCUGUGUGACCCUGAUCUGGAUUUUGGAAACUAAAUCCCGAGAUGUCCCACGAGUUCCCUAUGU